AUGCCCGCUACAAAUGAAGAGUUGAUUGUUUACACAGAUAGUCGAAAUGGAUUAGGAAUACGGAUAAUUGGUGCUAAGAAACCAACUAAACACUCUGGAAUAUUUAUUAAACAACUGCUCGAAGAUGGUUUGGCUCAGAAAGAUGGAAGAUUAAAAGUUAGUGAUCAGAUUAUUUCUAUAAAUGACGAGUCUGCUACUGGUAUCACUCGUGAACGUGCUGCUCAUUUAUUACGUUCAGCUGCCGCUUCAAAUCAAGUUCGUCUAUUAAUUCGUCAUGGAAAUCAAUCAGAAUAUCAAAAAUUACUUUAUGAUGAAAAAUCGACGGACGAUGAAAACUACCAUCAGCAACAGCGUCACCGUCGUCAUCAUCAUCAUCAUCAUCACAACAACAGAAAUAUUCAAUACAAUAAUAACAGAGAACAACAACCAAAACCACAGCGACGAACUCGUCAUCGUGCGAGUAAACAUCAUGUCGCAGAUGAAGAUCAAGAUUCAGAUAUAGAACAAAUUGAUUUAUCAAAAUAUGCAUUAAAUUCAUUGUUAAACUCCAGAUUUAAAUUACAGGAUCUACUAGAUUUACUUAAGAAAUCAUAUGAUAUUGAUCGUAAUCAAGAGAACGAAUUAUCAUCGCAUUUUACAUCGUUAUCAUUAUCGGAGGGUCGAAUCUCAUUACGUGAAUUUGAACAUCAAGCAAGUUUAAUCUUAAACGAAGAUAUUAACCUCUUACUUCCGUUUUAUUCUACCUCAAAUGACUCUACUUCUUCACCUCUUAUUCAAGAUUUUCGUUUUCAAAUAUCAGAAUGUCACCAAACAAUUAAAGAAUUACAACAGAAGGUACUCACUUGUGAAAAAACACAACGUUUAUCACAAGAAAUCGAACUUGAAUACGAAGAUUUAUUAAAAUAUCUUUAUGAUCAAAUAAAACAAUAUAAAUUAUCAGAAAUGAAAUAUGAUAGGAAAUUACAGUCACAAGAUGCAUUUAUACAAAAAUUAUUUUCUUAUAUACCCCAAGGCUCACAAGAUUUACAGCAGUUAAAAUAUGAAUAUCAACAGAUUAAAUUGCAAGGAUCACCUACAAAAUCAUCAUCGUCAACAACGACUGCAACAAUAAUGACUACUUCGCCAACAUUGCAUAAACAAAGAUAUUCACAAUAUUAUACAGGAGGAGAAAUAGAAAAAAUAUGA
Molecule: messenger RNA, 1185 nt
Organism: Didymodactylos carnosus
Lineage: Eukaryota; Metazoa; Rotifera; Eurotatoria; Philodinida; Philodinidae
Source: the annotation of a GenBank genome assembly